AUGUCCACUUCAAAUUGCAAGCAUCGACGGAAGAUAAUGCUGCGUGAAUGUAUUGUUCCGCAAGCCUGGGAUGAACUUCAGAAUUGGAUGGAAGCAGUCAAAUGGGAUAAGACAGCCUCAGCACCUCUUGUUCUUCCAUUCGUUUUUCCCAAGUUUGUGACGGGAGCACUGGCGGCGCGUCACACAGAGUUCUCCAGGCUCUCAAAUACCAAGUCAUCAAACGAACUCAUGCUGACUUUGAGUGAUAUCCGUCUGCGUCGAUUUCAGUCUGGUCGCUCUGCUUAUGCUCCAACCAUGGGCAGAGGUACAGCUUCACAUGUGAGUCGUUGCUCUUUGGAUGACCAGAAACUCUGA
This is a messenger RNA of Cladocopium goreaui, 354 nucleotides long. Lineage: Eukaryota; Dinophyceae; Suessiales; Symbiodiniaceae. The record is from the annotation of a GenBank genome assembly.